Onychostoma macrolepis is the source of this 1390-nucleotide messenger RNA. RefSeq names its product PTTG1 interacting protein b (gene pttg1ipb). The transcript has 7 exons. NCBI's taxonomy places the organism in Eukaryota, Metazoa, Chordata, Actinopteri, Cypriniformes, Cyprinidae. Gene Ontology annotation, cellular component: cytoplasm; nucleus. Gene Ontology annotation, biological process: protein import into nucleus. The record is from RefSeq and is a predicted model, not a curated record. Bases 237 to 752 code for a protein of 171 amino acids.
UAAAUAUAUUUUAAGCAGCCAACGUGACGUUAUUUGAAUGUAGCCUACUUUUGCCCACAUUAUUGUUUGCCAGGAAAACAACAACUAAAUCAGCGCCUCAAAUCCUGCUUAAGUUAACCAUAAACCACUAACACUUAGAAACUGGGAGGAUCUUGCAAAAGUCGUCGUUCAGUCCUUCCAUCAAACACAUGACCAGCCAGGCCUGAAAGCAACACAGAUCCGCUGCGUUUGCCAUCAUGAUCCAAACUCGGACUUUUUUACUUUUUACUUUUGUUUUCCUUGCCUGCUGUUUUGUAAUAGUUUUUGGUCAGACGACAAGUCCAGAAACAAACUGCACUAUAAAAUCCAACACAACUUGUGAAGAAUGUCUGGAGAUUGUUUCGUGUUUGUGGUGCAUCUCAAGCCAGAAAUGCAUCGACUAUCCGGUGAAGAGCAUUCUGCCCUCUCACAGUGUUUGUCCGCUCUCAGAAGCACGAUGGGGAGUGUGCUGGAUGAAUUUCCAGACUCUCAUCAUUACCAUCUCUGUGAUCGCGGGGGUGAUCAUCAUCGCCAUAUUUGUCUGCUGCUUCCGCUGCUGUAAAUGUGAAAACAUCGGGUCUAAAAGGAGUGAUGAGCGAAUGGAGAGACAAGCUCAUCUGAGAAAGUUUCGCCAAGAGGAGAGGAAAGCAGAGAUGAGGCAGAGACAUGAAGAAAUGCGAUUGAAAUAUGGUUUGCAAAAGGAUAACCCGUACUCUAGAUUUGAGAACAGCUAAGAAGCUUGUGAUGAUGCUCCACUGUUGUCUUUUCUUUUACCUCACACCUAUUGUAAAAAUGAACACAUUUCCAGCACUCCAUUUUUCUUUUGAGUUUGAAAGAUACUGAAUAUACCAGUUAGAAGCUGACCACACAAACAUGCAUUGCCUAAUUUACUCACAGCUGGAUUUUCAAUGAAUCUUCAAGCAAACCACAUUUAGACAUUGUAUUUAUGAAGCCUUGUACACUGAUGACAUGCAAAUCUAAAUAAGCUUCAACCAAAUUAAGCAAGACAUGUUGAGUCUGCAUUGGACUUUGCCUGUUUUUGGUUGGUUGGCAGUACAUGAAAUUCAUUUUUUAUUUAGCCUCAGCAAAUUUGAGCUGUGUAGCUGUUUUACUCAGAAUAAACUAGGACUUGUCUUGCAUAAAUAUAAAAAAUGUGCUAUAAUACAGUGUGCUUUAUAGAUUAAUAUCCUACACUUUUCAGAUUGACAAAUUGAUUUUGCUAGUUUGUUGGCAUUUCAAUGUAAUUUGUCUAUGUGCUGCAUUUGUUUUGAUCACUAGCUUAUUGUAAUUACCAAAGGGUUGAUCUGAGCUAUUGACAAAAGUCAAAUAAACUGUGAGAACGAUAUCAAUAAAAGUGAAUAUUGUACAUUUG